Messenger RNA from Nelumbo nucifera (sacred lotus), 1847 nucleotides. Its product is annotated as tubulin alpha-3 chain-like. Lineage: Eukaryota; Viridiplantae; Streptophyta; Magnoliopsida; Proteales; Nelumbonaceae. The record is from RefSeq and is a predicted model, not a curated record. Gene Ontology annotation, biological process: microtubule-based process. Gene Ontology annotation, molecular function: structural constituent of cytoskeleton; GTP binding. Gene Ontology annotation, cellular component: microtubule.
GCGAAAUGUUCAGAACCUCGCACCAAAAGGGCGUCUUGAUAAACGCCUAUCUGGUUUGUGCUAGUUUUAUCCUUCUCUCUACUCUUAUCUUCUCUCACAUUUUUUCGUUCGAUUCUCUCCUCCCGCGAAAAUGAGAGAGUGCAUCUCAAUUCACAUUGGUCAGGCCGGUAUCCAGGUCGGCAAUGCAUGCUGGGAACUUUACUGUCUCGAGCAUGGCAUCCAGCCUGAUGGCCAAAUGCCAAGUGACAAGACAGUUGGUGGGGGAGAUGAUGCAUUCAACACCUUUUUCAGUGAAACUGGUGCUGGGAAACAUGUUCCUCGCGCUGUAUUUGUAGAUCUUGAGCCCACCGUCAUUGAUGAAGUGAGAACUGGACAAUACCGCCAGCUCUUCCACCCAGAACAACUUAUCAGCGGCAAGGAGGACGCUGCCAACAAUUUCGCCCGUGGUCACUAUACUAUUGGUAAGGAGAUUGUUGAUCUUUGUCUGGACCGCAUCCGUAAGCUGGCUGACAAUUGCACUGGUCUCCAAGGCUUCCUUGUUUUCAAUGCUGUUGGUGGAGGCACUGGCUCUGGUCUUGGUUCACUUCUCCUGGAGCGUCUUUCUGUUGACUAUGGAAAGAAAUCAAAGCUUGGUUUCACUGUUUAUCCAUCCCCUCAGGUUUCCACUUCAGUUGUUGAGCCCUACAACAGUGUCCUAUCUACCCAUUCCCUUCUCGAGCAUACUGAUGUUGCUGUGCUUCUUGACAACGAAGCCAUUUACGACAUCUGCAGGCGUUCUCUUGAUAUUGAGCGUCCCACUUACACCAACCUCAACCGCCUGGUCUCUCAGGUUAUUUCAUCCUUGACUGCCUCCCUGAGGUUUGAUGGUGCCCUGAAUGUUGAUGUGACUGAGUUCCAGACCAACCUGGUUCCCUACCCCAGGAUUCAUUUCAUGCUCUCAUCGUAUGCACCAGUAAUCUCAGCCGAGAAGGCCUACCAUGAGCAGCUAUCGGUGGCUGAAAUCACCAACAGCGCCUUUGAGCCAUCAUCUAUGAUGGCCAAGUGUGACCCUCGCCACGGCAAGUACAUGGCAUGCUGUCUGAUGUACCGAGGUGAUGUUGUGCCCAAAGAUGUGAAUGCUGCUGUUGCUACCAUCAAGACCAAGAGAACCAUCCAGUUUGUGGACUGGUGUCCCACUGGGUUCAAAUGUGGUAUCAACUAUCAGCCACCAACUGUUGUUCCAGGGGGUGACUUGGCCAAGGUUCAGAGGGCUGUCUGCAUGAUCUCCAACUCCACCAGUGUUGCGGAGGUUUUCUCCCGAAUUGACCACAAGUUCGAUCUGAUGUAUGCUAAGCGUGCCUUUGUUCACUGGUAUGUUGGUGAGGGCAUGGAAGAGGGAGAGUUCUCUGAAGCUCGCGAGGAUCUUGCAGCUUUGGAGAAGGAUUAUGAGGAGGUUGGCGCUGAAUCUGCCGAGGGAGAAGAUGGUGACGAGGGAGACGAGUACUGAGUGUGAACGAGUGUGGUUGGUUCAUCAGUUUUAGUUUCUUCCAUGUUUAGGUGGACGAUGUGUUUUCGUUUUCUCGGAUGCGCUAUAUGUUUUACUGAAGCAGCUUAGAUUGUGUUAAUGCUCUACGUGUAAUCUUUUGUUUUACUUCUCCGAUGCCAUGCUAUACUCCUAACUAUUAGUAGAGGUUUCUUAUACGCCCGCUGCACUCGCCAACACGACAAUGGUCGUAGGCAUAGCUUGCUUCUCUUACCUCUUGCCUCUCUCGUGUAUCACUUUCCCACACACCUCUCAUCUGUAAGAGUUGGCAAUUCAUCCUUCUGGCCACACCACCUCAUUUAUCUUAUUAAAACCACUUCCUCUA